CCCCCACCCCUCUCUCCUCCUCUUAAUCUCCCGACUCCCCCAAUCUCACUUCUUACACCCUCUGCAGUGCUCUACCCUUAGGUUACCCCAGUCCCCCUGCUGCCCCUCGUUGGAUUAAUUGCUGCCCCCUUCACCCGCAAAGGAAUUACUGAGCAGUGCGGGACAAUGCAGAUCUAAUGGGGCGACAUAGAGGAUUGUGUUCACGCUACCACUGAGUGACAUUAUCAGAUGACACAGCCGCUUUGCCAGCAGCGCAAGUGCUAUGGGGGUCUAUUGUCAGUGUUCAGUGAAAGCCUAGCUGAUGAUCACAGAGAGGUAUGAGCCAGCUGGCUACAGCUGAACUCUGAAAACAGUUUCUUGUGUUUGGAGAAACAGACUGUUGGCAAAAGAACAUCAAUAGGCUCAUACUGGAGUGAUUCACGGGACUUUACAGUUGGUGGGCAGUGGGGAAUGCAGAGGCAGAAUUGUUUUGGGAAUAUUCAAAUAAAGCUAUAAAAUAGGAUAUUUUCAGAACUCUAAAGCUGACAUCCAACUACGCAACAAUGUAUCUCAGUGGCUUAUCAUUUUCGUAGGACAACAUAUAUGGACGAGAGAGAUGAAUUGUCACAAGACAUUGUUAAGGUGAAAAAGUCUAAAUAACAAUGAAAGUUGCCGCACGAGUCGUGGUACUCACAAAAUGAGCAAUAAAACAGGAUGGCGUGCAGGGCUGGCAUUCAUCACUGUGAUGUUUGGCUUCGGAAUGGUUUGGUACCUUCGUGUUGAGACCUACACUCCGGGAUCUUACAUGCCCAUGCGGUCGUUAUGCACUCCAGGACUUGUCCCAUCUAAAGCAGCAGAACUGAUAAGCAAUUAUUCGCGAGCUCAUCCUGUCUUCCUGCAGCUGAGCGAUUACUUCUGGGUGAAAAAUGAAUCCUUAUACACGCUACCUUACGGCACUAAGGGAAGCGAGGAACUGCUGAUGAAAUUUUUGGCACUUACAAAUCAUUACCACAUGCAAGAAUACAUUGAAAGGCUGUCAUGUCGUAGGUGUGUGGUGGUUGGUAAUGGUCAUCGCUUGAAGAACAGCUCGUUGGGUGAAGUCAUCAACAAAUAUGAUGUAGUGAUCAGGCUAAACAAUGCGCCAGUCUACAAGUAUGAGAAUGAUGUGGGCCGUAAAACAACAAUGAGAUUCUUUUACCCAGAGUCUGCUGAUUUUGACCCACAUUUGGAUAACAACCCAAAUACCUUGAUGGUCCUUGUACCAUUCAAAUCUGUUGACAUUCAGUGGAUGAAGAUAAUCCUGAACAAUGAAAAGAGGGUUCGGAAAGGGUUUUGGAAAAUGCCUCCUCUGAUUUGGGACGUGAACCCAGAAAAUGCUCGGAUCCUGAAUCCUUACUACAUGGAAGUGACGGCUACGAAAAUUCUAAAUAACUCAUUUUCAAAUACCAAGAAAAUGAAAAUAAAUCCCACAACUGGACUGUUGGCAAUCACCUUUGCGCUUCAUUUUUGUGAUGAGGUUCAUAUUGCUGGCUUUGGCUAUCCAUCAAAAAACAAUCAUAAUCAGUCCAUUCACUACUACGAGAAAGUGACGCUAAAAUCUAUGGCUGCAUCUAACCAUGAUAUUUCUUUGGAAUCUGCAGCAAUUAAAAGACUUCUUCAGCAACAUGUUAUUCAGAAUUUAACAUAUUUUUGAGGAAUGACACGAUUUUUAAAUCACCACAGUACAAUUACGCACGUGCUGACCAAUGGCUGCUUGUGGGACAAUGUGAACUUUUAUAAAAAAAAAAGAUACAAGCAGGAUUUUUGGACCUACAACUCUGUAAAUGGAAGGAUUUUAUAAUAAUACCUUUGUUGACUGAUGAAGACGCGUAGAGAACACUGCAGAGAUCAGGGCGACAAAAUGUAAAACAGCCCUUAGACUCCGUUAUUGGCUCUCAUCCAUAUCUAUAAACAAUACAGAUACAAUAGCUUGAGACAAACUCUUUUUUUUUUUUUUUUUUUUUUUUUGUUUUUUUAUUGUACUUAUUUUUUUAAGAAAAAAAGAAAAUGAAAAAAAAAAUAUUGAAAAGUGAAACUUUACUACGUAUUUUAUUUCUUUCAAAUCACUCUUUAGCGUCUUUAAAUGAAGAACAAAGGGUGGUGGUAAUUGUUUGCUGUUUUUGGGAGGGCAACUAUAUUAAUUUGCAAAAUACUUGCCAUGGAAAUGACCUUUUCAUGGAAGCACUGGCAUUUCCUAUUGUGGCCCUUCCAAGUUCUUAGUGCACUUUUUGUAUUUAACACAUUUAAUAAGAAUGACUUUGUGCUUAUCAGUAUGGGGAUAUUGAGACAAUAUCUUUCAAGCUGUUAGCAAUUUGUUUUGUUUUUAAAGUAUUCAAAAAGGGGCAGGACCCCUCUACAUGUGCCAUUUCCUUACAAGAUUGUAUUCUUAAAGGGAGGUUCUGAUGCAAAUCCCCAUAGAUUUUAAAGGGAUGAUGAAGUUUGAAAAUGACAUACUCUAAUUUGUUAGAGUAUGUAUCAAAACUAGCGACGCUGUAAUGCUUUGUGUUUAAAGAGACAGUGUACUCCAAAAAUGUUACUCCAAAAAUGUUAUUGCUUAAAAAGAUUGAUAAUCCCUUUAUUAACCAUUCCCCAGUUUUGCACAGCCAACAUGUUUAUAUUAAAAUAUAUAUUUAAGCCUCUUCUAACAGUCUCUCUUAUCACAUGGCUAUUUUUCUUUCAUGUAAUUGGCAAGAGUCCAUGAGCUAGUGACGUAUGGGAUAUAGAUUCCUACCAGGAGGGGCAAAGUUUCCCAAACCUCAAAAUGCCUAUAAAUACACCCCUCACCACACCCACAAAUCAGUUUUUACAAACUUUGCCUCCCAUGGAGGUGGUGAAGCAAGUUUGUGCUAGAUUUCUACGUUGAUAUGCGCUUCGCAACAGGUUGAAGCCCGGUUUUCCAGAGUGCAGUGAAUGUCAGAGGGAUGUGAAAAGAGUAUUGCCUAUUUGAAUACAAUGGUCUACCUUUAGGGGAUCUAUUUCAUAGGUUCUCUGUUAUCGGUCGUAGAGAUUUCUUCUACCUCCCUUUUCAGAUCGACGAUAUACUCUUAUAUACCAUUUCCUCUACUGAUUCUCGUUUCAGUAUUGGUUUGGCUAUCUACUUCAUGUAGAUGAGUGUCUUUGGGUAAGUAAGUCUUAUUUUAUUUAUGACACUCUCAGCUAUGGUUUGGCACUUUAUAUGUAAAGUUCUAAAUAUGUGUUUUAUGCUUAUAUUUGCCAUGAUUCAGGUCAAUCAGCUUAUUUUCCUUCUUUCAGACUGUUAGUUUCAUUUUUUGGGAAAAUGCAUAUGAAUUAAAUAUUUUCCUUACCUAAAAUUUUCAAUUGACUUUUUUCCUUUAAAUUGCGGGCUGUUAGGCUCGCGGGUGCAAAAAAUGCUAGAAUUGAUUGCGUCAUUUUUGGCGCAAGACUUUUUUGGUGCGAGAUUGACGUUUUGUCUGACGUCAAUGACGUAAUUUCCGGCGUCGUAGUUGUCGCCGGAAGUUUUCACGUAGUUGCAUCAUUUUUGACUCUCGUGUUUAUUAGAGAUGUUUUUGGCGCCAAAAAAUAUGUGGGCGUCAUACUUGGCGCCAGUUUUUUUACAUUAUUUAAGUCUCACUUUUUAGUUGCUUCUGGUUUCUAGAGGCUUGUUCUGUUUGCAUUUUUUCCCAUUCCUGAAACUGUCAUUUAAGGAAUUUGAUAAUUUUGCUUUAUAUGUUGUUUUUCUAUUACGUAUUGCAAGAUAUUCCAAAAACUGUUCCUGUAUCAGAAAAUACUGUUGGAUUCCUGAUGACUGAUAUCAUUCCUACCAAAGCUAAGUUAAUUUAUUUUUAUGAAUUUUAUCUUUAGCUAUGGUUUGUAAUAAGUUAUCAUGAUAAACUUUUACAUUCAGAGUCCAUUAGUAUGCAUUAUCUAUUGCUAAUCUUUUUACAUCUAAUGUACAAGAUAUACCUAGGAAUCUAUGAGAAUGUUUUUCUGAUUCUAUCCUAAAAGCUUUGUCUGACAUCCCGCCUUCUAAUAAAAUUUAUAGGUCUUUUUUAAACUUCUCUGUGACGGAUACCCCCGGCUAUCCCGACUGGGUAGCUCCGCCAAACGGGUCCUGCUUCCUCCCUGCCGAUUGCAGCCAUGUAGCUGGCAAGUGACCACAGCCUGUAGCCACCCCUGAUGCCUGACAGCACCAGUACUCAGGGUCCCACCCUAUAGCAGACUCCAGCUACCAGACUAGGUAGCUCUGUCAGAGUGUCCUUCCUCUGCCUGGAACAGGCUGCUAUGUAGCCCAGGAAAAGUGAUUUUAGCUGGAGCAAACCCAAAUAACUAGACAGCCUAGCAUUCAGGUUUAACAGGAACUCAUUUUAUUGAAAACACACACUCCUUUUAUACAGUCAGCUCAUCUUGAUAAAACCCUGGACAAUCCCACUAUUUUCCCACCAUUCCCGCCCCUCCAGACAGCCCGGCACUUCCAUAGGAGCCACAGUCCCACAUAAUCCCAAUACAUAUGGGUGGCGGUUUUGGGGUGAUCCCGGUGGACACAGCGGUGUCAUUUUAACGCUCUCGGUCCCCAGUCCAAAAACCAGCAUGAUUCAUUACUGGGGACCAGAGUUACAGUCCGUUGAAGUUAUGGGGUUAGGGGUGUCCAAAACCCCCGGUUCCCAAAGGAGCUCCCCUCCGGCAAUUCCACCACCCCUUUUACUCCCCAGGAGCUACUAAUCCCAAAAAGAACGGAGCUCUGGGGCACAUGGUUGAUGGAGCGACCUGGGUUAAAGUUACCGGGUGUUCUGCUGUCCUGGGGCCGACCGGGAGUUCCAGGAGCCUGGCCAGCCUGAGAGGGGUUGGGCGGGUGUACGUUGUGAGGUGGCCGACCGGGAGUCCCAGGAGCCCGGCCAGCCUAGGAGGGUUUUCCUGGUCAUAAAUCAACUUUUCUCUGAACACAAAAGGAAGACAAAACAAAGCAAACAAACAGCUUCCAGAGAUGGUGAUUGCUCUGAGGAGCCCAAAACCACUGAGAAACAACAGGGGUGAGGUUGUAGGGGGGUGAGGAUUUAACCCUUGCAGCCCAGUAUCCGUGACAUUCUCAUUUAGUUGAUGAUUUUUUAAAUGACCGACAACAUACUGAAUUAUCCUUCUCUGAUGAUGUUUUUUCUCAUUUAGAAUAUACUUCAUCAGAUAUUUGACACUAACAAAUCUACUUUUUUAUUUUUAAAUUGAGUACAUUCGUUGUUGAAAAGGUGUUGAUUAUACUGGAUAUACUGGAGUCUAGUUCUUUUGAUUUAAGACUAGCUAACAUUUAAAUUCUGCUCAUUAACCUCCUGUGGUUUCUUCAGAGGUUUUUUUCCCAGUUCAUGAUACUAGGGAAUGGAAUAGGCCUGGGACUUCUUUUAUUCCUCCUUUAAGGUUUUUAAAUUGUAUCCUUUGCCGGCAGUUAGUUUAAAGUUUUAAGGAAGAUCCCCAAAGUUAAUGGGGCUAUCUUUACUCUUGCUAAACAUACUACUAUUCCUAUACAAAAUAGUAUUUAAUUUUUUCCUUCAGAUGGGAAACUUGUAUCUUAUUUAAGGAAAAUUAUUUUAUUUCAGGUCCUUUUCUUAGGCCUUUUCUUAGGCCUGCAAUUUAUUUGGCUGAUGUUGCAAAUGCUUCAACUUUCUGGUUGGAUACUUUAGUGCAACAAGUAUCAGAUUAUGAUUUGUUUUAGCAUUGUUAAGUUGAUCAACAUGCUAAAUAUUUCAUUUGUGUCGUCAUUUUUUUGAUAUUUUCACAAUUGAGGUUUAAUCUAUUUCUUUAGCUAUUUUUAGGUAGAAGAACUUUGUGACUUAAUCUUGGAAUGCUAAUUAUUUCUUUUUUUCCAAGGUAAUCAAUUAUUUGGUUCACAAUUGGAUUCAAUUUUUUCCAACUGUUACUCUGGGGAAGGGAGUUUUUUGUUGCUUCAAGAUUGAGUUCUAAGAGUAAAUCUUAAGCUUAUAUUAGUUUGUUCUUAAAAAGGAACGGAAUCCUAAUCCUUUCCAAGUAACAUGUUUAUAAUUGGAAGCUUUCUUCAACAUGGAAUGAAUUUAAGCUUUUAAAAGAUCAAAGUCAGCCCCCCAAAUUUGAUGUAGGUGCGUGUUUUUAUUCCAGCUUAGCUGGUAAGGGGCAGGUUUUGACUUUUUUAAAAUUUGUUUGGUUCAAUUCAGUCCAAACUUCUUAGAUUGGGGCACUGAAUAGGAUUCAGAGUAAAACCGCCUGUGAGAAGUUUUUUUUCUCUCUAGCAUAUUCCAGCUAUUCCAGUAAAUGCUCAUACUUUUCUGAAGUAUGUUUCAGACCUGUAUGUGUUGGGUACUUGUGAGGCGCGGCUGGUUACCCAUUGGGGUCUCAAGGCGCUGCUCAGACCUGGAGUUAUCUGGGGUAUUCAUACCAGUUCCUUUUCAGGAACAGGGUUUGGGGUUUUGUUCAAAACUAUUCAUUGUCCCAAAGAUAGAAAAUCUUUUUGAUUUGUCAUAUAAGAGUUCCUUCUUUCAGAAUGGUGUUUAUAUGGUCUAUUCUUCCUUUUUGGUCAGUAAGGGCAUUAUUUGUUUACAAUAGAUGCAUAUCUUCUGUUUUCAUUCAGAUUAUUUUCAUUUUCUGAGAUUCUCUUUUUUUGACAAGCAUUACCAAUUUGUUGCUUUUCCUUCUGGUCUAGCGACAGCUCUGAGAAUCUUUUCAAGGUUCUCAGUGUUUCCUUAUUUGGAUAAUCUCAUGGUACUGGCUCAGUCUUUUCGUUCUGCAGAAUCUCAUAUGAUUCAACUUUUGUUGUUUCUUCUAAGACAUGGUUGGAGGAUCUUUUUAUCAAAAGAUCCUUGGUUGCUCAGACAAGGGUCACCUUUUUUAGGUUUCCAGAUAGAUUGUAUCAAUGUCUUUGUCUCUAACAGACAGGAGACAAUUAUAUUGGGUUCAGUUUGUCGGAACCUUCAGUCUCUAUUAUUUCCUUCAGUAGCUAUAUGCAUGGAAGUUUUAGGUCUCAUGGCUGCAGCAUUGGAUUCAAUUCCCUUUGCUCAUUUUCAUAUGAAACCUUUCCAGUUUUUUAUGCUGAAUUAAUGGUGCAGGGAUUCUAGGAUAUCAUUUUUAAUAUCUUUGAAUUCCAAUGUUCAACUAUCUUUGACUUGGUGGUUAGAUCACCAUCAUAUAGUUCUACGGGUCUCUUCGAUUCAUCCAACCUGGACCUUGAUCACUACAGAUGCGAGUCUUUUAGGUUGGGUGGCUGUCUGGGGAUCUCUGUCAGCACAAGGGGUUUGGAAAUCUCAGGAGGCGAGAUUACCAUUCAAUAUUUUGGAACUCCGUGCAUUCUCAGAGUUCAUCAGUUUUGGCUUCUUUUUGAAGAGAGAGACGUUAUUGUUUUUCAGACAGACAAUGUCACAACUGUGGCGUAUGUCAAUCAUCAGGGUGGGACUCUCAGUCCUUAGGCUAUGAAAGAAGUAUCUCGGAUACUUGCUUGGGCUAAAUCCAGCUCCUGUCUAAUUUCUGCGGUCCAUAUCCCAGGUUUAGACAAUUGGGAAGCGGAUUAUCUCUGUCAAUCAAGCUUUACAUCCGGGAGAAUGGUCUCUUUACCCAGAUGUGUUUUUUCAAAUUGUUCUGAUGUGAGGGUUUCCAGUAAUAGUUCUGAUGGCAUCUCAUCUAAACAAGAAAACUUCCCAGGUACCUAUUCAGGUCCGAGGAUCCUCAGGCGGAUACAGUGUAUGCAUUGACACUUCCUUGGAGUUUUCAAUCUGCCUAUAUUUUUGUUCCUUCUGGUUCUUCUUUUUAAGAGGGAUUUUUCAAAAUCAUCAGGGAACAAUCGUUUUUGUGCUGCUGGUGGCUCCAGUAUGGCCGCUCAGGUUUUGGUAUAUGGUUCUUGUUCGAAUGUCCAGUUGACAACCUUGGUCACUUCCAUUUAGGCCAGACCUUAUGUCUUAAGAUUCGUUUUUUCCGUCAGGAAAUCAAAUUAUUAAAUUUGAUGGUAUGGAAAUUAAAAAGCUUACAGGGAGUGCAGAAUUAUUAGGCAAGUUGUAUUUUUGAGGAUUAAUUUUAUUAUUGAACAACAACCAUGUUCUCAAUGAACCCAAAAAACUCAUUAAUAUCAAAGCUGAAUAGUUUUGGAAGUAGUUUUUAGUUUGUUUUUAGUUAUAGCUAUUUUAGGGGGAUAUCUGUGUGUGCAGGUGACCAUUACUGUGCAUAAUUAUUAGGCAACUUAACAAAAAACAAAUAUAUACCCAUUUCAAUUAUUUAUUUUUACCAGUGAAACCAAUAUAACAUCUCAACAUUCACAAAUAUACAUUUCUGACAUUCAAAAACAAAACAAAAACAAAUCAGUGACCAAUAUAGCCACCUUUCUUUGCAAGGACACUCAAAAGCCUGCCAUCCAUGGAUUCUGUCAGUGUUUUGAUCUGUUCACUAUCAACAUUGCAUGCAGCAGCAACCACAGCCUCCCAGACACUGUUCAGAGAGGUGUACUGUUUCCCCUCCUUGUAAAUCUCACAUUUGAUGAUGGACCACAGGUUCUCAAUGGGGUUCAGAUCAUGUGAACAAGGAGGACAUGUGAUUAGAUUUUCUUCUUUUAUACCCUUUCUUGCCAGCCACGCUGUGGAGUACUUGGACGCGUGUGA
This is a messenger RNA of Bombina bombina (fire-bellied toad), 8576 nucleotides long. It is a transcript of the gene ST3GAL4, whose product is annotated as ST3 beta-galactoside alpha-2,3-sialyltransferase 4. NCBI's taxonomy places the organism in Eukaryota, Metazoa, Chordata, Amphibia, Anura, Bombinatoridae. The record is from RefSeq and is a predicted model, not a curated record. Gene Ontology annotation, biological process: glycolipid biosynthetic process. Bases 677 to 1672 code for a protein of 331 amino acids. The transcript is spliced from 15 exons. Gene Ontology annotation, molecular function: sialyltransferase activity.